UGUAACGUCCCAUCAGCACAGGGAUUCCCGGGCAGAGUCCUUCCUCGCAGAACUAGCCCAGAUGCUUCAUUCCACCGUGCAAUGGCUGAGACAAUAAGAGCUUUGCACUGCAGAGGAGCCGUCAUGCCUGGCAGUUGCCAGGACCUUUUUCCAGACGCGGGGGCUUGAACUAGCGGAGCUGCCGCAGAGCUAGGAAUCCGGAGAGCGGAUUUUACUUGUAAAUCCGAAUCGGGUUGUAUGCACGAUGCGGAGCAGCGACAGGGGAGGCCUUUAAAUCCCAUGGCAACCCCGGCUCAAGCUUUUGGAGGCUGACCUGAGUGUCUGGAUCUGUGAGGCCCAUUACAUCCUUCCCCACCCUGAGGCUUCCCCAUGGAAACUGCCCUGUUAUCCAGAGCGAACCGACGCUCUGCCUUGGCCAAUGCUUGUUUUAUCAUAGCUCUUGCACAAUGCAGCGGGAGAUGUCCAGCUGCCCUCCCUGUAUAUCUGCCCCUCUACUUCAGCACAGACCACUCCCACGCGAGCCCCAGCCCUGCCCCUCGCAACAAAACAUUUGGUCUGCCGGGGUAGAUUUCCCUGAACAACCAGCAAUAAAACACACGCGCCCACAGGCUAUCAAUCACCCUGCAGCCAAUCUUUCUCCUGGACACUGCAUAGGAACCAGAGCAGAGGCCACUCAGCUAGCCGGGAAGCUGCCGCGUUUCAGCCCACUCCCCUGAACCAGCCUCACUUCCCACAUGGCUACAUUGUUACUCUUUUAGCCCCACCCCAGCCUGCUGACCUGGUUAUCUGAUUGGCCCCCAGGAGCUUCCCCUGGAGGCAGAGGAAAGGACUUGGUCACAAGCUAAGAAGUUUCACUGGGGAGGACGGAAGUCGUUGGAGAUAGCAACCAAAAGCAGGCUGUAAUUGCAGCAGCAGGUCUGAAACCAGCCCUUCCCCUAAAGGAGGGAAUCAAUAGUAUUGGGUGUCCCCGGGGGGCUUCACAUGCAGGAUCAUCAGCACCAAGAGGAGGGAGAAGAGAAGGAGGAGCCUGGCCCUGAAAACGCCUUUGAGAAGAGCCCCUUCCAUCUGACAGCAGAGGAUGUCUAUGACAUGUCCUAUGUGGUGGGCAGGGAGCUUCUGACAAUAAGAAGUGAACCUAGUAGGACUGCCCAAUUGCAGUUUAAGAUAGUGAGGAUUUUGGAAAUGUUGGAAGCUUUGGUGAAUGAGAGCAACUUGACAGUGGAGGAGCUGAAGAUGGAGAGAGACAAUCUCAAAAAGGAGGUGGAAGGACUCAGAAAAGAGUGCCCAGCAGGGAAGGCAGAGCAGCUGAGCCUUGGACCAGACAAAAUGAUAAUAGAUCUCACAGAUCCAAAUCGUCCACGGUUCACAUUGCAGGAGUUGAGAGAUGUGCUGCAGGAACGUAACCAGCUGAAAGCACAACUUCUUAUUGCACAAGAGGAACUACAGUGCUGUAAGAGUGGCCUCAUUUCACAGAAGGAGGACCAGGCUGGACCAGUGCAAAAGGAAUCCACUGUCUGCAAUCCUUCUGGCUCAAGCAAGACUAAUGAAGAGAAAACAAUCAUAAAACGUCUGUUCUUUUUCAAAUCUGGAAAAUGAACAUGACUGAAAAUUGAGCCACAUCUGCUCAGCAAGUUGCAGCCCUGGAGAAGAAACAUUAAAAGCAAAGCAUCAGUUUCACUGUAGAGAACAUACCUUAUCACAAGAAUGUGUAUUUGCAUAUUUUGCUUUUAAAAAAACAUUUCUUUCAAUGUUUGUAUUAAGGAAUAAGUGGGGUUUUUUUUACCUCCUGUUAAGGAUGGCAGACUUCCUCUAGACAUAUCCAGGCAGAUAUAGUAUGGAAUAAACUAUUUUUUAUAUUGCUAUAGCUAUUUUCAGUCUUUCAUUGAACCAUAUGCAAGACAUGCCCUGUAGAAGAAAGAUUACAGGCAGUCGCCGACUUACGCAGAUCCGACUUAUGUCGGAUCCACACUUAUGAACGGGGCUUUCUCGCCCUGGAGCUU
Pelodiscus sinensis (Chinese soft-shelled turtle) is the source of this 2000-nucleotide messenger RNA. RefSeq names its product Rab interacting lysosomal protein like 2 (gene RILPL2). Gene Ontology annotation, biological process: cilium assembly. NCBI's taxonomy places the organism in Eukaryota, Metazoa, Chordata, Testudines, Trionychidae. Gene Ontology annotation, cellular component: cytoplasm; ciliary basal body. The record is from RefSeq and is a predicted model, not a curated record. Gene Ontology annotation, molecular function: small GTPase binding; protein dimerization activity; dynein light intermediate chain binding.